AUGACGUCAUCAGACGAUAGCACCAUCCAGAUCUUGCUGCAAAAGGUUGCAAGAGCUGAUGUACACGACAGCAACUGCAGCUUGCAUGACCUUAUCUUACCCUCCAUCUUUCUUGAGGUUGUUUUUAUUACCAUUUCAGAUAUUGCCAGCAGUAUAAAAUCGCAGGAACACAGUGAUAGGUGGAGAAAAGUCACCGAAAACAAGUCACAGAAUAGUAGCCACAAACUUAUUCUCAUCUUUUCUAGAAGCGAUGUCGUGAAACUAAGGGAAGUCACCCCCAGCCACCGUCGUCUGCUACCCCCAGCCACCGUCGUCUGCCACCACCGUCGUCUGCCACCCCCAGCCACCGUCGUCUGCCACCCCCAGCCACCGUCGUCUGCCACCCCCAGCCACCGUCGUCUGCCACCCCCAGCCACCGUCGUCUGCCACCCCCAGCCACCGUCGUCUGCCACCACCGUCCCACCGUCGUCUGCCACCCCCAGCCACCGUCGUCUGCCACCCCCAGCCACCGUCGUCUGCCACCCCCAGCCACCGUCGUCUGCCACCCCCAGCCACCGUCGUCUGCCACCACCGUCGUCUGCCACCCCCAGCCACCGUCGUCUGCCACCCCCAGCCACCGUCGUCUGCCACCCCCAGCCACCGUCGUCUGCCACCCCCAGCCACCGUCGUCUGCCACCACCGUCGUCUGCCACCCCCAGCCACCGUCGUCUGCACACACCGUCGUCUAACACCCCCAUCCACCGUCGUCUGCCACCCCCAGCCACCGUCGUCUGCCACCCCCAGCCACCGUCGUCUGCCACCCCCAGCCACCGUCGUCUGCCACCCCCAGCCUCCGUCGUCUGCCACCCCCAGCCACCGUCGUCUGCCACCCCCAGCCACCGUCGUCUGCCACCACCGUCGUCUGCCACCCCCAGCCACCGUCGUCUGCCACCACCGUCGUCUGCCACCCCCAGCCACCGUCGUCUGCCACCCCCAGCCACCGUCGUCUGCCACCCCCAGCCACCGUCGUCUGCCACCCCCAGCCACCGUCGUCUGCCACCCCCAGCCACCGUCGUCUGCCACCACCGUCGUCUGCCACCCCCAGCCACCGUCGUCUGCACACACCGUCGUCUAACACCCCCAGCCACCGUCGUCUGCCACCCCCAGCCACCGUCGUCUGCCACCCCCAGCCACCGUCGUCUGCCACCCCCAGCCACCGUCGUCUGCCACCACCGUCGUCUGCCACCCCCAGCCACCGUCGUCUGCCACCCCCAGCCACCGUCGUCUGCCACCCCCAGCCACCGUCGUCUGCCACCACCGUCGUCUGCCACCCCCAGCCACCGUCGUCUGCCACCCCCAGCCACCGUCGUCUGCCACCCCCAGCCACCGUCGUCUGCCACCCCCAGCCACCGUCGUCUGCCACCCCCAGCCACCGUCGUCUGCCACCCCCAGCCACCGUCGUCUGCUACCCCCAGCCACCGUCGUCUGCUACCCCCAGCCACCGUCGUCUGCCACCACCGUCAUCUGCCACCCCCAGCCACCGUCGUCUGCCACCCCCAGCCACCACCCCCAGCCACCGUCGUCUGCCACCCCCAGCCACCGUCGUCUGCCACCCCCAGCCACCGUCUUCUGCCACACUCAACCACCGUCGUCUGCCACCCCCAGCCACCGUCGUCUGCCACCCCCAGCCACCGUCUUCUGCCACACUCAACCACCGUCGUCUGCCACCCCCAGCCACCGUCUGCCACCCCCAGCCACCACCCCCAGCCACCGUCGCCUGCCACCCCCAGCCACCACCCCCAGCCACCGUCGUCUGCCACACUCAACCACCGUCGUCUGCCACCCACGCUGACACUGUAUGCCGGGCGCAAGUUCCGGGAAAACCGAAGUACUGGAACAAGAAUCGCUUGA
Molecule: messenger RNA, 1890 nt
Organism: Physella acuta
Lineage: Eukaryota; Metazoa; Mollusca; Gastropoda; Physidae
Product: putative protein FAM47C
Source: RefSeq, a predicted model, not a curated record